AUGAAUGAAUUAACUGAUACAUUAAAUAUUCUAAGUUUAGAAGAUUGGAAUGCUACAGCUACAGGUGUUUUAUCACAUAUAAAAAAUCCUAUUCAAAAUACAUUUUUUACCAGUAAUUCUGAUUUAAUUGGUAAAACUCUUCGUCAAUCUAUAGUUUAUUUUGCUGAAACAUUAAAUACAGUUGAUCAGUCAUCAUGUAUACUUGGAAAUGAAUUUCGUUCAGCACGAACACAUAAAUAUAAAUCGUUACGUUCACCAGAUGAAAAAACUUCAGAAACAACAACACCAAUAGAAAUAACAACAUAUGCACCAAUUGCAUUUGAAUACAUACGUACAAUAAUUGGUAUAACAGCAAAUGAUUUUCAAUCAUCAUUUGAACGUGGUGAGUUAAUUAACUUUGUUAAUACAGGAAGAUCAGGUUCACAAAUGUAUAAAACACAAGAUGAUACGUAUAUUAUAAAAACAUUACGUGAUCAUGAAGCAAAACUUUUGAUUCGAAUUUUAGCUGGUCUUUAUUUACAUUAUUCUCAUAAAUCUUCAUUAAUGACACGAUAUGUUGGUUUAUAUUCUGUAAAUAUGUGUUCAAUAGUUUCAUCUGAAAUCUAUUGUGUUAUUAUGUUGAAUAAUUUACCAUCAAUUCUUAAUAUUCAUGAACUAUAUGAUCUUAAAGGAUCAAGUGUUGGUCGACAUUCAAGUAUUGAUCUACCAAUAAAACGUUUAAAAGCAUUAAAAGAUCUUGAUUUUGAAUUAUUUUAUCCAUAUGGUAUUCGUAUUCCAAGUGAUAUUUAUCGAAAAUUAAAAUUAACACUUGAAUCUGAUAUAUGUGAAUUAAGAAAACUUAUGAUUACUGAUUUUAGUCUUAUGUUAGGUGUUUAUCAAUUAGAUGAAUCUAUUCAAAAAACAGAAAAUAAUGAAAAAACUUCAAAAUUAAAACCAAAACCGCAAUUAGGUAUAAGUGCAUUAUUUGCAGCAAUAACUAUUGAGCAAACAGCAUUUGAAUCUAAUAAUUUUGAUGAGACAAAUAAAACAUCAAAUGUUUCAAAUACAAAAUUAAUUAAAAAAUUUAUUAUGAAACCUUUACAUCUUAUCGCUUGUUCACAAGAAAAUACUUUUACUCAUAAUACAAUGGCAAGUUCAUUUUUAGGUAUUCCUGGUGUAACACAUGAUGGUCGACGAGUACUUCUUUAUCCAGCUAUUAUUGAUUGUUUACAAACGUUUGAUAAUUUCAAACGUAUGCAACAUGCAAUACAAAAUAUUCGUGAUCCAAAACGAAGUUCUGAAUAUAGUGUUAUUCAUCCGGAUGAAUAUGAAAAACGUCUUAUUCGAUUUUUAUUUGAUAAAGUAUUUAUUGAUUCUAAACAAACAUUGAAUAAAUUACUUGCUUCACCUAUUAUAUGUAAUAGUUUUUCAGAAGAUGAUAUUAGAAAAAGAUAUGAAAAUCAAAAUCAAUAUUUGAAUGCAGUAUGUGAAUCAUUUGAAACUAUUCAGAUGUUAAAUACUGACAGUAUACCAGUGAAUAAUGAAUCAUUUAUUCAAGCAGGUGAACAACUACAUAGUUUCAUUUUAAAUCUUAAAAAUAAUAAGUAA
Messenger RNA from Rotaria sp. Silwood2, 1587 nucleotides. The record is from the annotation of a GenBank genome assembly. Lineage: Eukaryota; Metazoa; Rotifera; Eurotatoria; Philodinida; Philodinidae.